CCAGAGUGAAGUGUUGGGUGGUUUUUUGCUCCGGUCGUCGACGUCGUAAUCGUCGCAGUGAAAGCAAACGAAACGAAAUCCACAGGACACAAGACGAAAGAAAACGAAAGAUCAACGACAAAACGUGAGCGAGUCGAGUGCUAGGUGUUACAAUUGCAAAUUGUGUUGUUGACGGUGUUUCGGUUUGCAGUGUUCAGUUGUUUACCGAGGAAACUCCCUAACAGCAUAAGGAAGCUUCCGGCAAAGAUGAGACGAUUGAUCACUUCCGCGGCAGGAUUGCUGCUACUCCUCACGCUCGCCGUGAGCACCACCAGUGCCGCCGACGAGUGGGGAUGGUUACCACUCGACGAAAGCCUCAUCGGGCAGGAAAAGGUACGAGAAAAGCGUCAGGAUAUCGGUGUACUGCCCGCGGAACAGCAACAGAACGCAACGGAGGUCGGCGAUGAGGACAUUCUAAACUUCCUGCUCGACAGCGGACGCCAAGGGCGCAGCCUCGAAGGUUUCGACGAGGUGUACGCCGAUCCCUCGGUCCAGGAUGCCCUCCAGAACGCGGACGAUGCGCAGGCACGCAACAUCAUCAAGGAUAAGCUGUGUGCGCUCGGUCUGAUGCAGUGCGAUGGUGGCCAAGUGGUCGAAGGCAAACGUCCGUAUUAUCCGAUCUACGCCCAGCAACAGCAGCCACCUCGUCGUCCUCCACCACCACCACGAGGACCGCCACUGCCACCACAGCAGUACGCUCAGCGUCCUCCGGUGCCACCACAGGGGCCACCGCGGCCACAGCAACACCAGGGUCCCUAUGGACCACCGAAGCCAAUGCCGGUCCCACAGCACAAAGUAGGAUACGCCGGACCUCAGCAACGACCUCCAUUCGCCGGUGGACCUCCAUCCGGUUCGUUCCAAUCCGGCCCCAGCUAUGCCUCGGCUUAUCCUUCGAAACCACUCGGCCCGAUUUACGAAUCCGAUACGCCUCCGUUCGAGUUCGAACCGAUCGGUGAUAAAAUCUUCGAGGGUCCAACGUACGCCAAGCCCGGAAUUGUGCUGAACGAAGGUUCGCUGGUCAAGCCGGUCGAGCAGCACAUCCACCACCAUUACCAUCACAUCGAUGGAGCAUCCGAUUCCAAGACGGUCGUCGUUAACAAUCCCAUUCCGAUCGAUUCAUCCCUGCUGAGCGGUUCCGCUGUCGUUGGUGGUGGUAGCUCGGGACUCUAUUCGGCGAAUGGUGGUGUCUACGGUGCCGGAUCAGGUUCGACCGGUGGAUUCUCACCGCUGGCUGGUGCAGAGUUCGAUUACAAGGAACUGAAGGGUGUGAACAAUAAUGGUGGCUUCGGACAAUCCGCUACGUACGCUGCCCAAUCGAAACCGGUGUUCGAAGGAGCGUCCACAUUUGGACAACAGGGCGUUAAGCAGAGCCUGUACAACCAAGGCCCGGCCCAGUUCGGUUCGUCCGCCAGUGGCAGUAACACGCUGUACAGUGGCGAGAUAUCCGGAGCGUACCAGAGCACCGGAAACGGUGGCUUCCAUUCGUCGAACCCGGCACUCUACAAAAAGGAACUGAACGUUAAGGGACCGGCUUCGUCGAACGGUCUCGGAUCGUACACUGGCAACAAUGCCGCUUACAGCAAGUACAACAACCAGUACAGCAAUGGUCAGUACUCUUCGAAUGGUGGGCAACAGUUCGGUUCGAAUGGUGGACAACAGUUCGGUUCGAAUGGAGGACAACAGUUUGGCUCCAACGGUGGACAAUUCGGUGGCCAGUACAGUCAGUUCGCGAAUGGAAACGGCAUCGAAGACUGCGUCUGCGUACCGUACGAUCAGUGCCCGGCUCAGGAUGUGAUCGGACGCAAGGAUGAUCUGAUUCUGCCGCUGGAUCCGCGUAAUCUCAAGUCGGACAUCGAAGCAGCCGCCGACGAAGUCGUCAUUACCGAUGGCAACGGCACGAUGACGGUCGUUCGCGUUCCCAAGAACGCUACCACCGAUACGGCAGCCAGCAACAAAUCGGCCACAACCGUCGCCAAGAAGGUCAGCAAACGUGAAGCAGCCGCCGCCACGCCGGAGGGUAAAUCGAACGAAGGAAAAGCCAACAUUGAACCGCGGCUUGGCGGUGGUGGUGGCUACAAUGGCGGAGACAAGAAAGUCGUUCCUACCUUCGGUGUUUCCUUCGGUCUGCCGUAUCCGUCCGGUUAUCCGUUGAAUCCGUACGGGCCAAAUCCGGCCCAAAAUCCUUACUUUGGGGCGAUCGGUGCGAACGGGUUGAACCUGGGGUUGAUUAACGUCAAUCCGCUGCUCUCACUGCAAGUGACCAAGGAUGAGUACGGGGAUAAGGUGCUGAAACCGUUGGUCAAUCUGCACGUCACACCGACGGAGAAUGUGGUGCACAAGCUUGGCCAUUUGCUGGCGGCCAAGAAGCAAAACAUCUAUCACGUGUUUAACCAGCACGAGCAUUACCAUGCGCACCACGGAUAUCCGAGACCGCCGCCGGUUUACUAUCCCAGUCAUCCACCGCCACCUCUGCACCAUGGUCCUGGACCGAUCCUGUCUCGACCACCAUUCGGCGGUGGACAUGGACACGGACCGGAGCUUAUCUACACGAAGCCUCCGGGUCCAAUCUACACCGGACCGGGGCCUCAUGGUUUCAACCGACCACCGUUCUUGGCUGGACCUGGGUUCGGUGGACCCGGAUUCGGUGGUGGUCCUCCCGUUCCACCGUUUCACCCCGGUGCUGGCCCUAGGCCACCCUUUUUCCGUGAUGCUUCCUCGCUAACGGGUGAAGCUGGCCCCGAGAUCGAGUACGAUCCAACGGAUUUAAGUCGCAGUAAUAACGUGACGUUCGACCGAAGCUUGGCCACGAUACCGACGGGCAACUUCAAUUACCAGUCCGUGUAUCCGCAGAACCAACCGAACGAAAUCAAUCGGAACAGAGCGCAGUACGGUCGGCAGUACCAAGGCUACAGUGGCCAACAGCAGCAGCAGCAGCAGCAAGGUGGCAGUGAUAACCUUCGUGCCGUUGUUGUUCCCCCCACACAGAACGUACCGGCGCAAGCACCGGGAUUUGCCAAAGGUAGCGACACCGUCAGCUUCCCGAACAGUCGUCGUCGUCGCCGGCGAUCGACCGAUGUUGAGGUACCGAAAGAAUUGGAGGGUGAGCUCACGAGUGCCAUCGAAAAGGGCGAAUCGGGUGUUGGUGGUGCCGUUGACGCCGCGAUACAAGAAAAAUCUUACUCCACCGAGAAGCGUCAAGCCUACUACGGUCCACGGCCCGGUCAGCAGCAGUGCAGCGGUCGCCAGGUUUGCUGCCGUCGCCCAGCCUACCGUCCCAAUCUGCCGAGCCAGAAUCUCGGCAAGUGCGGUGUCCGCAAUGCACAGGGCAUCAACGGACGUAUUAAGAACCCGGUGUACAUCGAUGGUGACAGUGAGUUCGGCGAGUACCCGUGGCAGGUGGCCAUCCUGAAGAAGGAUCCGAAGGAAUCGGUUUACGUUUGCGGUGGCACCCUGAUCGAUAAUCUGUACAUCAUCACGGCUGCGCACUGUGUUAAGACCUACAACGGAUUCGAUCUGCGCGUGCGACUCGGCGAGUGGGACGUGAAUCAUGAUGUCGAGUUCUAUCCGUACAUCGAGCGGGACGUCAUUUCGGUGCAGGUGCACCCCGAGUACUACGCCGGUACGCUCGAUAACGAUCUGGCCAUCCUGAAGAUGGAUCGUCCGGUGGAUCUGACGAGCGCUCCGCACAUUGCACCCGCCUGUCUGCCCGAUAAGCAAACGGAUUUCUCGGGCCAACGCUGCUGGACUACCGGUUGGGGCAAGGAUGCAUUCGGUGAUUACGGAAAGUACCAGAACAUCCUGAAGGAGGUGGACGUGCCGAUCGUAAAUCACUACCAGUGCCAGAACCAGCUCCGCCAGACGCGUCUCGGCUUCUCGUACAACCUUAACCCGGGCUUCCUGUGUGCCGGUGGUGAGGAAGGCAAGGAUGCCUGCAAGGGUGAUGGUGGUGGUCCGCUGGUGUGCGAACGGAACGGUGUCUGGCAGGUGGUUGGCGUCGUCUCGUGGGGUAUCGGUUGCGGACAGGCUAAUGUGCCCGGUGUGUACGUCAAGGUGGCCCAUUACCUCGACUGGAUCAACCAGGUCCUUUCAGUUUUACAUAAUUUUCCCUCAAUUUUAGCGAUGGCCACGAUAAAAUACAUCGGCAGGACGACAGAUUUCCGUGGCAAAACGCUGUGGGAAAUCGUGGGAAACCUGAAGAACUUUGGCGUCGGCCGUGUCGUGGUGCGCAGCAUGUUUGAGCGCUAUCCGGAGCCGAGCUUCAUGAAAAUCCUCAAAGUGGAAGCCCUGCCGAAUGAGGAACCGUACCGGAAGGUGCGUGUAACGGUGGAGAAAACGUUCCGUGGCCGCAAGUGCCCCAAUCCGGUGCAGGUGGAGAGUGUUUCCUACAAAGCCGAUUACCGGUUGCUGUCAAAGCAUGAAGAGGAAUCCUACUGCAAGCUGGUGGAGCGGCAAGAGAAGAUAUUCCCCCGUGAGAUCGAACUUCCGCCACUGCUGAGAGACUUUGUUGCGCGAGAAACGGGUAAACCGGCCCCAAUGAUUCCGAUCAAGCUGAAGGUGGGUCGUGAAAACCAUUACCGGUUAGCGAAUGAAGGUGAACGCCCGACCGUGACCGUAACGAUGAACAUCGGUCAACCGGCUAGUCCUAGUUUGUACGCCAACUGUGAGCUCUAGUGAGGAGACCGGCCGGGGAGCGAGUAAUAAAGUUUAGCUGUUAUAUCGAAACAAGGAA
This is a messenger RNA of Anopheles aquasalis, 4768 nucleotides long. RefSeq lists its product as uncharacterized. The record is from RefSeq and is a predicted model, not a curated record. Gene Ontology annotation, biological process: proteolysis. NCBI's taxonomy places the organism in Eukaryota, Metazoa, Arthropoda, Insecta, Diptera, Culicidae. Gene Ontology annotation, molecular function: serine-type endopeptidase activity; structural constituent of ribosome. Gene Ontology annotation, cellular component: mitochondrion.